AUGACUGGCAAGACUUGUCUGCUAUUUGCAUUCAAAGACGACAAAUUCAUUCCGACUCACGACGCGACAAUUUUCGAUACCUAUGUGGCGGAUAUUCAAGUCGAUGGAAAAACUAUUGAUUUAGCAUUGUUUGAUACGGCUGGUCAAGAAGAUUUCGAUCGUCUUCGUCCAUUAUCCUAUCCGGAUACCAAUGUUGUUCUGGUUUGCUUUAGUGUCGAUAGUUCCGUAUCAGCCACGAGUGUGAUCGAAAAAUGGAUGCCGGAGGUUCGGCAUUUCUGCGGCAAAUGUCCUAUGAUUUUAGUUGCAUGUAAAAAAGAUCUUCGGAUGGAUCCUCAAACGAUCGCCAGACUAAAACAAGAUGGAGAAAGGCCGAUCUCGACUGAGGUUGGUAAACAAAUAGCUGCAGAAAUCAAAGCCGAUGCGUACAUGGAAUGCUCAGCGAAAACUCGCGAGGGUGUACAAGAUUUAUUUGUCCACGCUGCUCGUUUAUCGAUAAAAAAACGUCCUUCGUAUGCAUAUCGAAAGAAACCCGCUUGUGUAUUGCAUUAA
Messenger RNA from Adineta ricciae, 549 nucleotides. NCBI's taxonomy places the organism in Eukaryota, Metazoa, Rotifera, Eurotatoria, Adinetida, Adinetidae. The record is from the annotation of a GenBank genome assembly.